Molecule: messenger RNA, 1809 nt
Organism: Cordyceps militaris CM01
Lineage: Eukaryota; Fungi; Ascomycota; Sordariomycetes; Hypocreales; Cordycipitaceae
Product: RSC complex subunit Sfh1, putative
Exons: 2
Coding region: 1-1809 (602 amino acids)
Biological process (GO): chromatin remodeling; regulation of transcription by RNA polymerase II
Cellular component (GO): nucleus; nuclear chromosome; RSC-type complex
Molecular function (GO): transcription coregulator activity
Source: RefSeq, a predicted model, not a curated record
AUGGAACGAGCAAAACCCCAGGCGUUCCAGUCGAGCUACGCGCCACGCCUGCGCGCCUAUAACAACUCGCUCCUCACACCCGUGCUGCCCAGCGCGCCCACCGUCAACCCCCUUUCCCGCAUGACCAAGCGCGGCACCACGAUAAUCAACUAUGCCGAGGACGGCUACGACGAUAUCGAGGAGGAUAGUGAUGAUCCCCGACGCCGACCGACCGGCCUGCGUAGCCUGCGCGCGCAGGACUCAUCUAAGAACCUGGACUGGUCCGGCAAGACGGGAAAGGAAACCUUUCAACCCGUCCACCUCCAGCCCAUCUGGCGCGACUGGAUGGGCAAGACGAGAUCGAUUCGCAGCGACCAGCAGAAUGCGGCCCAGUCCAGCCUACCGCUCACCAUGAUCCCGAUCCGAAUUGACCUCGACGUCCCCUCCUUUGUGCCCCAUCCACCCUUUCCCCCACCCAACACAUCUGGCGUCGACCUCUCGCUGCCGCAGUACCGCCAGCAGGAGAUGACGGUGCCCUACAAGCUGCGCGACAUCUUUUGCUGGAAUUUGCACGAGACUCUCAUUACCACGGAUCAGUUUGCGCAGACGUUGGCCCAGGACCUGGACCUUCCCAACCGGCAACACAUUGCGGCCGACAUUAGCAGACAGAUUCGCACACAGCUCGAAGAGUAUGCCGGUGUCGCGCUGCAUCCGCUCUUCCACUCUGAUCAGCCUGUCGCGCCGCCGCAGCCCACGCAUCCAGUCACAAACGGAACCACGACAAGGGAUCGACCCUUGACCCGCGACAUUUCGCCGUACUCCGCGGCACGCUAUCUGUCAAGAGCAGACACGCCGGCCCAGGCGCCAGCUGCCACGCCAGCAACACCUAUUCCAGGACAGGCUCCCGGCGUACCUGCUGUUACAGCCUCAGCCACCGCCAUUCUCCCCGACUCGGACGACUUUAACCCCGAUGACACCUACCGAUGCAUCAUCAACCUAAAUCUCAACAUGUCCUCGAUGCUGUACACGGACAAGUUUGAGUGGUCGCUGCUCCACCCACCUGGCACUGCCGAGGCCUUUGCCAAGACGACGUGUGCCGACCUGGGCCUGAACGGCGAGUGGGUGCCGGCCAUGACGCACGCCAUCUACGAGGCCGUGCUGCGGCUGAAAAAGGAGGCGUGCGAGGCCGGCGGGCUCGUCGCCGGCUGGGGCGGCCUUCAGCAGGAGCUGCCCAACGACGCUGCGCUCGGCACCGAGGCCGGCUGGCGCUACGACCCGGAUCACCUGGCCGAAGCCUGGGAGCCCAAGAUUGAGAUUCUCAGCAAGGAGGAGAUGGAGAAGCGUGAGGGCGACCGCGAGCGCCAGGUGCGACGCCUACGUCGCGAGACUGCCCGCUUCAGCUCCACGACGGGCAUGCUCACCGGGUCGACGCCGCUCUUUGGCGCGGCGGGCGCGGCGCCCACACCCGGCGGCGUGCUGCCACCUACCACACCAUUUGAACCCGAGGAGGAGCGUAUGGGUCGCGGCGAGCGAUCCAAGAAGAAGCGCCGCUUCCGCAGUCUAAGUCCCCUCGGCCGCGGCGGUACACCCGGUGGUCGCGGUACGCCCGACGCAGGCGGCUAUGGCGGGGGCGGCGCCCUCACGGACCUGGAGCGCUCCAACUGGCGGUGUCUGCACUGCCGUAUCUGGGGGUCCUGCGUGUGGGCUGUCCGCGAUGGUCCGGCAGGUCCUAGAACGCUCUGCGCCAACUGCGGCCUCUUGUACGAGCGCGAUCGCAAACUCCCUCGGCAGACCAAGAAUUUACAUCUACAAGAUGUACGUGCCAGUUGA